This is a messenger RNA of Eptesicus fuscus (big brown bat), 2772 nucleotides long. RefSeq names its product MICAL like 2 (gene MICALL2). Gene Ontology annotation, molecular function: protein binding. The transcript is spliced from 17 exons. Bases 169 to 2709 code for a protein of 846 amino acids. The record is from RefSeq and is a predicted model, not a curated record. NCBI's taxonomy places the organism in Eukaryota, Metazoa, Chordata, Mammalia, Chiroptera, Vespertilionidae.
CGCUGUCCCGCCGGCUGCACGGCCCCCUCCGCGUCCUCCCGGCUCGGGCAUCCUGCCCCUCGUCCUCCCGCUUCAGGGAUCCGGCUCCUCGUCCGCCCGGCCCGGGGUCGGGCUCCUCGUCCGCCCGGAGGCGCCGUCCGGCCCCUGCGCCCGGCGGCCGCUGCCCGCAUGGCGGCCAUCAAGGCGCUGCAGCAGUGGUGCCGGCAGCAGUGCGAGGGCUACCGGGACGUGAGCAUCACCAACAUGACCACGUCGUUCCGCGACGGCCUGGCCUUCUGCGCCAUCCUGCACCGCCACCGGCCCGACCUCCUAAACUUCGACGCUCUCAGGAAGGAGAACGUUUAUGAGAACAACCAGCUGGCCUUCCGCGUGGCCGAGGAGCAGCUGGGGAUCCCAGCCCUGCUGGAGGCCGAGGACAUGGUGGCUCUGAAGGUGCCGGACCGGCUGAGCGUCCUGACCUACGUGUCGCAGUAUUACAACUACUUCCACGGCCGCUCGCCCAUUGGGGGCCUGGCCGGCGUGAAGAGGCCCCCGUCCGAGGCCGAGGAGGAGCCGUCCGGGAAGAAGGCCUCGCCCACGCCCGCCCGGGGGCUGCCGCUGUCCCCGGUCAGCACCAACGCCGUGGUCCAGCCGAAGGACAGGGGCGCAGAGGGCCCCCCGCUGAAGGCUGGCGGCGCGGGGAGCAGCACCUGCGGGGUCUGCGGGCAGCACGUGCACCUCGUGCAGCGACACCUGGCGGACGGGAAGCUGUACCACCGCGGCUGCUUCAGGUGCCGGCUGUGCUGCAACACGCUGCGCCCCGGCGCCUACCGGCCCUCGGCGGAGCCCGGCGGCUUCGUCUGUUCCAGCCACCGCCCCGCAGCCGCCCCCGCGAACCCCGUGGCGCCGGGCCGGGCCCCCAGCGCCCCCCAGACGGCCCGGGAGCCCGCGGAGGGCACCGCCACGGCCAGAGGCUUCCCGCGCACCGCCCCUCGGGGCUCCCCCUCCUCCCUCGCCCCCUUGGGGAGCCCAGCCGGGCCCAGGCCCUCCGGGGGCCCCGUGGGUGGCAGAGCCAGGACGCACGUGACCAACAGCUCCCCGGCAGGGUGGUCCCCGGCCGCGUCCACGGCGGCCGUCAGCCCCCGUCCCGCUGCGACCCCGAGUGCCCCGGCCCCCCUCCCGGCCCCGCAGCCAGGCCGGGCAGCCUCCCCAGGGCCCGCGCCCCCGGCCAAGGGCAGUGCCGGCCCCGCACCUGCGGGCCCAGCGGGAGCCCCGGCCUGGACCCCGGCGGCCUCCAGGACGCAGCAGGCCCGCGAGAGGUUCCUGCAGGCGCCCGGAGCGCCCAGCACGGGGCCGGACCGCGGGGCCCCCGCCGAGGCCGACCGCAGGGAGCAAGCGCUGAGCUGUCUGCGCAAGGCCCUGCCCGGGCUCGCGGGCGCCCAGGCGCCAGGCAGGCCCGCCCCAGCCACUGCCUCUGCUUCCAACGGCCUUCCCAGAGCCGAAGGGCCACGAGCAGGUCCACCGGCCAAGCUGCCACAGUCGGCGUCUCCCCCGGCCCUCAGCCCCCCUGCAAGGACUGAGCCGGCAGCCCCCCCGAGCGUGGGCGCCACCACACGGGCAUCCAUGUCGCCCCAGGUGGGCAGGACGAGCUCAGCGGCGCCCUCAGGGGGCAGCCGGGCAGCUGCUGACUCCAGGCUGAAGCCAGAGGCCCCGCUGGCGAAGGGCCCAGGUGCCGGCUCCCAGAAGGACCAGGUGGACGGGCCGGCGGCGUGGAGGGGCCACCUGAAGCCCGUGGCGAAGAAGCCCCCGGCUGAGAGGGCCCCGGAGCUGAUGGAGCCGCAGGUCCUAGGGAAGCCGAGGGUGGGGGCUGCGCCCCAGAAGGUCCCUGGGAGCUCCGAGGGGGGCGUCUGCAUCACCCUGACCCCCGUGCGGCCCGACAGGACACCGGGCCCCGCUGCCCCCCGGCCCAGCCUCUCAGCAGCCGCCUCCCCUGCGGAGCCCUCGCCGUCCGGUCGCAGGAAGCUGGCGGUCCCCCCCAGCUUGGACGUUUCUGGCAACUGGCUUCAGCCCAACCCCCCGCGACAGGAAGCCCUGGUCCAGGGCCAGAAGGACAGGCGCCCUCCUCAGGACAAGCCGGGGAGGCCCUUGGGUCCAGCCGACGCCCCCGCCUCCCCUGGCAGGACGGUGACCUCCCCCGUCAAGCUGCACCCCGACUACCUGCCCCCCGAGGAGAUCCAGAGGCAGGUGCAGCAGAUCGAGAGGCAGCUGGACGCGCUGGAGCGCAGGGGCGUGGACCUGGAGAAGCGCCUGCGGGCGGCUGAGGGGGACGCCUCGGAGGACGCGCUCAUGGUGGACUGGUUCCGGCUCAUCCACGAGAAGCAGCUGCUGCUGCGGCUGGAGUCAGAGCUGAUGUACAAGGCCCAGGACCAGCGCCUGGAGGAGCAGCAGCUGGACAUCUUGGGGGAGCUGCGCCAGCUGAUGGCCCAACCGGAGGGUCUGAAGUCACCCCAGGACCGGCAGCGGGAGCAGGCCCUGCUGACUCAGUACGUGAGCACCGUGAACGACCGCAGCAACAUCAUCGACUUCCUGGACGAGGACCGGCUCAGGGAACAGGAGGAGGACGAGAUGCUGGAGACCAUGAUCCAGAGACUGGACCUGCACAGGAAGAAGUCCAAGUCCCGCUUCUCCAGGAUCUGGUCCCCGAAGGGCAGGAGCCGGACCCCCGAGUGAGCCCUGGCUGCGUGCGGGGCCCUGGCCCCUCCUCGUGGGGCCCGAGGGGCCUCAAUAAAGAAA